AUGUUCAUGCUCGCGUACAUUAUCGGUCGGAAGUCGACUCGCGCCUACAGGGAAGGCUUGCAGCAGAACGGCCUCACGUCCUUCGAAGUGGCUACAGGAGCGGCUCUGACCAACCGCUUUGGCGUCAUCUCGAGCUACGACAACUACGCGGUGCACGACAACCAGCUCAUCGCGACAAUCGACGCGGUCUACUGCAACGGCUUCCUCGUGCUCACUCGAGUGCGCUUCACCAACAUCUUCGUGCACGAAAUGGACAAGAACACGGUGAAGGAGACGUCGAUGCUCGUGUACCCGACGACGAUUGCGUGGAGCGAUCUGCUGCAUCUGGAUGUCACCGCGCUUUCUUAG
Messenger RNA from Phytophthora sojae, 348 nucleotides. RefSeq lists its product as hypothetical. The record is from RefSeq and is a predicted model, not a curated record. The transcript is spliced from 3 exons. Bases 1 to 348 code for a protein of 115 amino acids. Lineage: Eukaryota; Oomycota; Peronosporomycetes; Peronosporales; Peronosporaceae.